Molecule: messenger RNA, 889 nt
Organism: Peromyscus eremicus (cactus mouse)
Lineage: Eukaryota; Metazoa; Chordata; Mammalia; Rodentia; Cricetidae
Gene: Nxnl2
Product: nucleoredoxin like 2
Exons: 2
Coding region: 1-471 (156 amino acids)
Biological process (GO): photoreceptor cell maintenance; sensory perception
Source: RefSeq, a predicted model, not a curated record
AUGGUGGACGUGCUGAGCGGGCGGCGCCUGGUGACCCGCGAGGGCGCGGUGGUGGAGGCGGAGGCGGCGCUGCAGAACAAGGUGGUAGCUCUGUACUUUGCCGCCGGCCGGUGCUCGCCCAGCCGCGACUUCACGCCGCUGCUCUGCGACUUCUACACGGCGCUGGUGAGCGAGGCGCGGCGGCCCGCGCCCUUUGAGGUGGUGUUCGUGUCGGCGGACGGCAGCGCGGAGGAAAUGCUGGACUUCAUGCGGGAGCUUCACGGCGCCUGGCUGGCACUGCCUUUCCACGACCCUUACAGGCAUGAACUGAAGAAGAGGUACGACAUCACAGCCAUCCCCAGGCUCGUGGUCAUCAAGCAGAAUGGAGCCGUCAUCACCAAGAAAGGGCGGAAGCAGAUCCGGGAGCGCGGGCUGGCUUGCUUUCAGAACUGGGUGGAAGCAGCCGAUGUUUUCCAGAACUUCUUGGGGUGAAUCUGGAGGGACCAUGGCAGGUGCUUGCUGCAAGUGCAGGGCAGAUGCCUUCCAAGAGGGAGUUACCGGUUUUCUUCUCCAUUGAUGGAUUUCGUAGUAGAGGCACUAGAGCAGGUCAGAGGACAGACACUGCCCAGGAAAGAACUACACCCUCCCUCCAUGGGUCCUAGAGUUCCUUUGGAGUGCACUUUUGUUUCUUAUAGCUUUCUCCACCGGUGCCUAGGCUCCAGGACACAUCAACAGUGUGCUAUCAGAGAUCUAUGCAAGAUGCUCAUUCCUGCAGGCUUCUUCGAUAAAUUGAUCUAUGAAGUGAUGCAUUUUCUGAUGACCUAUCACAUUUUAGAGAUGCUUUGGUAAGCAUAUUUAUUAAUCAAGUUUGUAGACUGUGUAGUUUAAUAAACCAACAUUCAUACCUUGA